UGUCUGCGCCAAGUCCACCUUCUAAAAUCUUCAAUGACAAUUUUCGCACGUCAGCGCACACAGGUGGUUAUAUCACAAGUGACUGCCCUGCAAAGGGGCACACACACAUUUGUAUGAAAAAUGUCUAAUUGUAUUGGUCCAGUGAUGAUUCGCCAGUGUUUAAAAUGCAGAGGUCCUCUGCAGCUGAGCUCACGCGCUUACAGUGUGCUCCCGCCCCCACGCGACAGUGAGGAGAAGGAGAUGUUGGACCGGAUGCUGCGGGUCGACCAUGCAGGUGAAUACGGGGCCAACCGGAUCUACGCCGGUCAGAUGGCGGUGUUGGGUCGAUCUAGGACUGGGCCUCUCAUUCAGGAAAUGUGGGAUCAAGAAAAGAAACAUCUUGAGAAAUUCAAUGAAAUUCUGGCUGAGAACAGAGUUCGCCCCACAGCACUGUUACCCCUCUGGAACAUUGCUGGGUUUGUAUUAGGUGCAUCCAGCGCACUCCUGGGAAAAGAGGGGGCCAUGGCCUGCACUGUGGCGGUGGAGGAGAGUAUUUCAGAACAUUACAACAGCCAAAUAAGAGCUCUGAUGGAGAAGGACCCUGAGAGAUACACCGAACUGUUACAGGUGAGUCCUCCACCGUAUUCUAUAUAACUCUUAUCACUCACA
Labrus bergylta (ballan wrasse) is the source of this 648-nucleotide messenger RNA. Lineage: Eukaryota; Metazoa; Chordata; Actinopteri; Labriformes; Labridae. The record is from RefSeq and is a predicted model, not a curated record.